Messenger RNA from Suillus clintonianus, 654 nucleotides. RefSeq lists its product as uncharacterized. NCBI's taxonomy places the organism in Eukaryota, Fungi, Basidiomycota, Agaricomycetes, Boletales, Suillaceae. The record is from RefSeq and is a predicted model, not a curated record. The transcript has 2 exons. The coding region runs from base 1 to 654 and encodes 217 amino acids.
AUGCGUGCAGAGGCCAGUGUUCCUACCAUACACAAGUCCCUCCGUGCUGAACUGGGAGCAUUGUCAGCAUCGAAGCUAAGGAUGAUGCAGGCACAACCGACUAUGAUCCAACCACAUGAUCCGCCGGCAAUGGAAGUUGAUACCCUCCUCCCAGAGGCCACUUUUUCCUUGACAGAUGACCCUAUACCUGACGAGCGUCUUCUAACGGCCAAUGAUCCUGUGGCAUCUAUGUCACCACACUCAAACAAUCCCGCGCUUGGCAAACACAUACAGCGUCCCAGUGCUAAAGUGUGCAAGGCAAUAUCUGAUGCCUUGCCUGAAGGCCCUGGUCCAUUGGUCACUCCAAGUAUGUGUGGUGAUGCUGAGCCUUCUCACUCCCAUGCUCUUCCACUCCGUGUUCAUCUUUUGGUGACUGAAACCUUUCGCACCCUCAUGAAUUCCUUUGGCCUCACUCGUGAAUAUUGUGGCCGCCCUUCUCGAGUUCCUGACCUCGACAUUGAUUUUGAGCAGCUGCAUGGGGACUCUGCACAAACAUCCAGCAAUCAGAGACCCAAAGCCAUUGAAGAAAUCAUAUAUCCGUACCCCAACAUCAGCUCAUUCCUGCUUAACCGCUGGUUCUGGAACCGCAGUGCCAAAAAAUCGAAGGCAGACUGA